UAUUUGUUCCACCCGAUGAAACGUGGAUAAGUUUUUGGCAAAAAUGUCAUCAAAUGAGAAUAAGAAGCAGAUGAAGGCCGACCUACAGAACCCAGAGGGGAGUCGCAAUCGCAACAUGCAGUCUAAUGCUGAGAAAGAGAACCCUCUACAAGGAGAUGACCUAUCGCGCCUGGCGCCCAUUGAGCGCGAAUACUUUAUGCGCAUCAAUCGAAAGGAGCAGUCUACUGGUGUGAAACAGCCGGAGAAUUGGCGGGCCCGGCCUCCGCUAUCCCCAGCCGAGCCAUCACGCAACAGGAGUGGCACUUAUGGGGCUCGUGGUAGAGCAUCUGGAGCUGAGGAUGAACUAUUUCCAGACCCUUUCGGGUCGGGCCCCAUGUAUCAGGAGCAGCCGAACUUUGCCUUGGUUCUGACUUGGUCCUCCUACCUUAUGAAACGUCGUGCGACCGUUUGUGGAGUACGUACAGCAUUGGGGAUGUCUCCAGCUGAGAACAUGCCACCAAUUGAAAACUGGCGCGAUCGCCCAGCACCACAAUUAGCAAUAGAUGCAGGAGCCGCUCCAGGCAGCAACUGGCGCCGACACUUAGAUCACAACAAUGAUCGCCGCCAGUCGAACUCGACUAACUUCAAUCAAGGCAAUCGCAGCCAGGGACAUCGCGGCACUCCGACUAGUGCCGCAGAACUGUUCCGUGGCAGCCAGGGGCAACAGACGCGCGCCCGGUCGGAAUUCCAGGGCCUCCAGCAGUGGGAUCGGGAGCGGGAGCGGGAGCGGGAGCGGGAGAGGGAGCCCCGCCAGAACUAUGGGCCACAUGGCCAACGCAACCAGUGGACUAACUCUGGCUUUUACGAUCCACCGACACGCAACGAUGGCCGCAAUUACCACGGCCGAAACCAAAACCAAGCACCGGGAAACCGAGGAAACCCAAAUGGCUUGAACGGCGCCACAGGAGGGCAGGCCGCCCAUCGCCGAGGAGAGGCCUCUCGGGGAUUGAGCUCGAUGAGCGGAUUCCAGCGGACUCGAAGCUUUGGCCCGUCUUUCCAUGACCGUCCUCCUCCAGGCAAUGGCGCCAACCCUGGACGACGCGCCUCGUCGUAAUACAAAUUACAAUUAUAAUAAUUAAUAAUUAAAUUGUCAAAGAUUUCUUCCGUUUAAA
Molecule: messenger RNA, 1151 nt
Organism: Drosophila persimilis
Lineage: Eukaryota; Metazoa; Arthropoda; Insecta; Diptera; Drosophilidae
Exons: 2
Coding region: 44-1093 (349 amino acids)
Source: RefSeq, a predicted model, not a curated record